CAAAGCGCGCCGCAAAGCGCGGGAUGGCUCGGCAGUUUCGCGACAGUGCCGUCGCUCAGAUCCAAGAUGGCGGCGCCGGCGAUGCUGAGGCCGAGCGUCGGGAUGGAGGCGCGCUGCCCGGACUGGACCCAGCAGGCCGUCACCACCGGGGUGAGUCCGGGAGGGAGGGGGGACUGGGGGGGCAGAGGGGGGCUCCCCUCCCGCCCCCCCCGCCCCACAACAACCCCGCCAGGGAGGCCCCGGGCGGUGGGGGGGGGGGGGGAAGGAGGGGGUGGGGGGGCCCAGGUCCCUGCCCCGAAGAGGCUGCCCCCCCCCCGUGCUGCCUGGCUGGCCUGGGAGUCAGCGCCUCGCGUGUCCCCCCCCCCCAGGGUGGCCCCCUGCCCUGUGUAAUGCAGGAUGGUAGUCAGCCCAAGGCCUGGUGGAAGAGGAAUGUUUUCGCCCCCUAAAGCAGGCAUCCCCAAACUUGGCCCUCCAGACGUUUUGGGACUACAAUUCCCAUCAUCCCUGACCGCUGAUCCUGUUAGCUACGGAUGAUGGGAGUUGUUGUCUCAAAGCAUCUGGAGGGCCGAGUUUGGGGGUGCCUGCCCUAAAGGUAUGUAAGGAAGGCCCCUUCGCUGCGUUUUAUAUCCUGCCCUUUUUUGCUCCAUAGAGCUCAAGGCAGCAUAUGCAGAUGGGUCUCUCUACCGCCGUCUUCUAUUUUAUCCUCACAACAGCUUUGCUGUGUGGGUUGGGCUGAGAGAGAGGCAGCGACUGGCCCCAGGAGACACCCCCCCCACAAGCGAGAUUCAUGGCAGGGUGCAGGAGUCGAACUCUGGUCUCUCCCACAAGCCCUGCUCCAUCACUGCCCCUGUGGCUGUCAUCGUUUGCCUGUUGAAUUUGUCAGCCGCUUUUCCUUGCCCAGGGCAGCCCAAAGCAGCUUAACAGCCAAACAUAUUUGCAACUAAAUGCUGUCACAAUUAAGGGGGGGGGGGCGAGAAUAGUGUUGGUUGGUUUGUGUAUACCCGAAGCCAUCACAAAGCAAGAUGCGUAAAGCAAAAUAAAAUAAAUCACACUGUGAAAAUAAUAAUCAGAGCUUUGCACUCUGCCACAUAAAAAAACCCCCAGGCUCUUAGAAACCAGCAAGCAGAAUCUGAGCACAAUAACUGUGUUAUUCACAACAAUUCAAAAACAUUGAGGCCUCCAACCUCAAGAGCUCUCUUUUCCACCCAAUCAUUUUUUAAAGCUAUGCGUGACAUCGCCCUUCCUUUUCCCAACCCAGACGGCAGCAGUGGAAGAAGCUGCAGCUGGUGGGAUUUCCUCCUCCCUUCCUGCAUUGCGGGGGGUUGGGCUGGAUGACCCCUUGGAGCCCUUGCAGCUCUGCAAAUCUAUGAUUCCAGCAAGCCCUAGAGAUCUGGGCUUGGCCCCACGGUCCUUGCUUGUUCCUCACCCUCUUCCUCCCCUUCCUCAGACAACCAUCAUGGCUGUGGAGUUUGACGGUGGGGUCGUCAUCGGUGCUGACUCCAGGACCACCACGGGGUGAGUGGGGGAAGGGGGGGGUCUGUGUGAAGGGCCUCCCAGCACCCUCUCAGAAAACCAACUCCACAUUGCUUUUCCUGGGAGGCAUUCCCAUCUGUUCUCAGGUGGCUGGGAGCAGAAUGCCAUCCCGGGAAGAAUAAUAAGAGGAAUUGCAACAGCAAGAAGAUGGCACUAUUUUGUGAAGGGCCAUAGCUCAGCAGUCGAGCACCUGUCCUGCAUGCAGAAGGCCUUAGCUUCAUGGGUAGGGCUAGGAAUGUCACCUGGCCUGAAACCCUGGAAAGCCAUUGCUUAAAUAAAAAAAGAGAGUUUCAAAGCUUUACUGCAAGCAGCCUUAGCCUAAAGGUAAAGAGACCCCUGACCAUUAGGUCCAGUCGUGGCCGACUCUGGGGUUGCGGCGCUCAUCUCGCUUUACUGGCCGAGGGAGCCGGCGUACAGCUUCCGGGUCAUGUGGCCAGCAUGACUAAGCCGCUUCUGGCGAACCAGAGCAGCGCAUGGAAACGCCGUUUACCUUCCUGCCAGAGUGGUACCUAUUUAUCUACUUGCACUUUGAUGUGCUUUCGAACUGCUAGGUUGGCAGGAGCAGGGACCGAGCAACGGGAGCUCACCCCGUCGUGGGGAUUCUAACCGCCAGCCUUCUGAUCUGCAAGUCCUAGGCUCUGUGGUUUAACCCACAGCGCCACCCGCGUCCCUUUUAGCCUUAGCCUAGUUACAUAAUAAGCACUGCAAAAUGCAAAGCAACUCAUUGCUCUUAAACAAAUCAGCAAUGUGGUGAGCCAUUUCUGCCGGGCAUUGAGGUAUGAGUUAAUGUGAAGCUGCUUUCUUGAGCCCUUUUCAAUUCUGCGCUUUCUCCAGAGCAAUGAGGACCAGAAUCUUCCUCUGACUCUGAGGGAGGGGGCAUCAGAGCCCCUUCAUUGCACGCAGGAGGCCCCAGAGGCCCCAGCAGCAUCCCUGUGUAGGGCUGGGAGAGAGACCACUUGCUUGAGACCCUUGAGAGGCAGGUCCGGGGGGACGCUGGCUGAGUAAGGUGGGUCGUGAGGAGGGGCGCGAGACGCUGUAAUAAGACAGCUUCCAAUGUGUGACUUUCACUUCUGGUUUGGGAGGUUAUGGGCGGCUUCUGGGCCCCUCGGACGCAGCCGCCCUGAAAUCCUUUGUGGGCCGUGAACUCCCAACACUGAUGCCCCCUCCCCGCCUCCCUCUUGCAGUUCGUACAUCGCCAACCGCGUCACAGACAAGCUGACACAGAUCCACGACCACAUUUUCUGCUGCCGUUCGGGCUCCGCUGCAGACACCCAGGCCAUCGCGGACGCCGUUACGUACCAGCUGGGCUUCCACAGGUACGGAGGGUGGGGGGACGCUGGGGGCAGGGGAGGUAGGUGGGGGGGGGCAGCACAUUUCUGGCCCCCCUGAGCCUGCAGGCCUGCUGGGGCUCCACAGAACCACACUCUUUUUCACUUGGUGACAAAACUCAGCCCUGGAAGAAGGCUAGGCCUGUUAACGUAUUAUCUUGCUGUUCUGGGGGAACGUUCUUCCCAGCUGUUGAUUCUGCCAAGUCAGGAGUUCACAUGGGGCAGGGCUUGAAGAAUCCAGAGACAUGGAUCUAAUGCUUUAACUUUGGGGAAUUGUAGAACCGUCAAGCGGGAAGGGACCCCCAAGGGCCCUCUAGUCCAGCUUACGAACGAAGGCCACAGGAGAAUAAUUGUUGUUGUUUAGUCGUGUCCAACUCUUCGUGACCCCAUGGACCAGAGCACACCAGGAGAAUAAUAAUAAUAAUAAAAUGGCUAACAACAAAUUUAAAACAAUUAUAAAAGUAUAAAAACAUGAAUAACAAUAAAAUUCAAAAAUGAAUUUAGGGAAAAUAAACAUUAGAUAAUCCCCAGGACUAGCUGGCUGAAUUAGUCCUAUCUGGGCCAGCGAGGAGGGCAGGGGAGAAUUAGCUGUGGGAUCCCAGAGCGGGUUAUCUUCAUAAAAAGGGGAGAAGGAGGGAAGGAAGGAAGGGGAAUAAAAGAUCAGGCUGAAUUCAAAUUAAAGGCCAGGCGGAAUAGCUCUGUCUUACAGGCCAGGCGGAAGGAGGUUAAAUCCUGAAGGACCCUGGUCUCCUGGGACAGAGCAUUCCACCAGAUCGGAGCCACCACUGAGAAAGCCCUGGCCCUGGUGGAGGACAGUCUGACUUCCUUGGGGCCUGGACCUCUAAACUAUUCAUGGACCUUAAGGUCCUCUGUGGGGCAGACCAGGAGAGGUGGUCCCGAAGAAGCCUUUUCUACACCCUAGAGUUGGUGGUGUGGGGCCUGCGUGGAUGUCCACGGCCCCCUGUGGCUGCCAGUCUCCGCCCUGCUUGCUCUGUGUGUGACCUGUUUCUCUUCUCUCCCCCCCCACCCAAAAAAUUCUGCGCAGCAUUGAACUGGACGAGCGCCCACUGGUGCACACAGCCGCCAGCCUCUUCAAGGAGAUGUGCUACCGCUACCGAGAGGACCUCACGGCCGGGAUCCUGGUGGCCGGCUGGGACAAGCGCAAAGGGGGACAGGUGAGGUGGGGGGGCUGCCCCCCAAGCAAGCAAGCAGGCUGGCCACCUACCCACCCACCCACAGGGCCAGGCCUGGAUCCCCGGCACGGGCAACCUAUGCUUGACUCUCUGAGCCCUGGUGGGAGGCGGGGGCUGUAUCCUCUGGACUGGCUCAUAACUGUGUCCCCCCCCCUUCCCAGGUGUACUCUGUCCCCAUGGGGGGCAUGAUGGUCCGCCAGCCCUUCUCCAUCGGGGGCUCCGGCAGCUCCUACAUCUACGGUUUCGUCGACGCCACUUACAAGCCGGGGAUGAGCAAGGAGGAGUGUCUGAGCUUCACGGCCAAUGGUGAGGAUGCAGAAUGGGGGCCCCUCAAAUUGGGGUGGGGGUGUCUCCCAGUCCUCCUGGGGGUGUCCUGCCUCACUCUCAUCUCUUCCUUUUUUUAAAAAUUUUUUUUUAUUAAUUUUAACAUAUAAAUUAUAAAAUGUACCACAAAACUUAUCACUUAUACAGUCUUUUUAGACUUCCAUCAGCACCUCUGAUGAUCCACCGUUUUAACCACUUCUUACGCAUUUAUUAACUUUAUAUUGCCUUUGCAUCUAACAAAUCAUCCUCCCCCUUCUCCAUUUUUGCAAUACUUCCAAUAAUACGCCUCACAAACCUUCUUGCAAACCUACAAACGUCCUCUGAUCUUCACAAACACUUUUCAAAUAGUCUGUAAAUUUACUCCAGUCUUCCUUGAAUUUCUGGUCCCGCCGGUUUCGAAUCCUUCCUGUUAGUUUAUCUAAUUCUGCAUAGUCCAUUAACUUCAUCCUCCAUUCUUCGAUUGUCGGUAAUUCUUCUUCCUUCCAUUUUUGGGCCAGUAAUACUCUUGCUGCUGUUAUCGCGUAUAAAAAGAGCUUACAUUCCUUUCUAUUUAUAUCACUCCCAACAAUGCCCAGUAAAAAUGCUUCUGGUUUCUUUAUAAAUGUAUAUUUCAACAUUUUUUUCAUCUCAUUCACUCUCCUCUCUUCCAGCCCUCGCCCUGGCCAUGGACCGGGACGGCUCCAGCGGGGGGGUCAUCCGCCUGGCGGCCAUCACCAAGGACGGCGUGGAGCGCAAGGUCAUCCUGGGAAACGACCUGCCCCGGUUCUCCACCCUCUGAAAAGCGGCGGGUUGGGGGGGGGCUCAGGAAGGAAGCGGAGGGGUUCGGGGAGUCCCUAUUUUGUUCUGCUGUCAGAUUGGUUUGAUGUUGCAUUAAAAUGUGGGAGUCGG
Molecule: messenger RNA, 5266 nt
Organism: Podarcis lilfordi (Lilford's wall lizard)
Lineage: Eukaryota; Metazoa; Chordata; Lepidosauria; Squamata; Lacertidae
Source: the annotation of a GenBank genome assembly